Molecule: messenger RNA, 693 nt
Organism: Knipowitschia caucasica
Lineage: Eukaryota; Metazoa; Chordata; Actinopteri; Gobiiformes; Gobiidae
Source: the annotation of a GenBank genome assembly
AUGGCCCUGUUUCUCACCGGGGGGGCCGUGCUUACCAUCCUCCUCUUCAGCAGGGAACCAGAACAGCACAGCUCAGAACAGCACAGCUCAGAACAGGACAGCUCAGAACAGAACAGCUCAGAACAGCACAGCUCAGAACAGCACAGCUCAGAACAGCACAGCUCAGAACAGCACAGCUCAGAACAGCACAGCUCAGAACAGAACAGCUCAGAACAGGACAGCUCAGAACAGCACAGCUCAGAACAGCACAGCUCAGAACAGCACAGCUCAGAACAGCACAGCUCAGAACAGCACAGCUCAGAACAGGACAGCUCAGAACAGCACAGCUCAGAACAGCACAGCUCAGAACAGCACAGCUCAGAACAGCACAGCACAGCUCAGAACAGCACAGCUCAGAACAGCACAGCUCAGAACAGCACAGCUCAGAACAGAACAGCUCAGAACAGGACAGCUCAGAACAGCACAGCUCAGAACCGCACAGCUCAGAACAGCACAGCUCAGAACAGCACAGCUCAGAACAGCACAGCUCAGAACAGGACAGCUCAGAACAGCACAGCUCAGAACAGCACAGCUCAGAACAGCACAGCUCAGAACAGCACAGCUCAGAACAGCACAGCUCAGAACCGCACAGCUCAGAACAGAACAGCUCAGAACAGCACAGCUCAGAACAGCACAGCUCAGAAUGGGACAUAG